AUGAAACGCCAUAACUCAGCGUUAACAACAACGAAUGAAUCAAAUUUUAUUUCACCACAAGGCUAUGUUAUUGGUGUGACCAGCAUAACUAAAAAUGAAAACAAUUCGAAUUUUCAUUAUAAAUUAACAAUGGAGGGUCCUAAUGAUACAAUCAUAACAGUCCUACGAUACUUGUUACAAAGCAAUACAUGUCGAUUACAUUCACUCUUAACAACGCAUCAUAUUAAUCAAGAAGGAAUUGAGUUAUCGUGUAUCGAAUUCAUUGGCAGAUCUUAUAUGAUUACAAACGAUACUCAAUUAAUUGAAAAAAAUUUAACAUAUGAACCACAAUGGCGUGCUACUGAACAUAUUGUAAAUUUGAAAACAUUAGCUGAAGAAAGAAUAUGUUCAGUCGAAUGUAAAGUUUUUCAAAUUGGUGAACCUCAACCAUAUGUGAUUACAUCAGGUUAUAAACGAAUCCAAAAAUUACGAAAAGAAGCAAUAAUUGCAGAUCAAACUUUCACUAUUGCAUUAAAUAUACAUGAUAUACACUUCAAUUCAAUCGAACUUGAUCAAUCAUACAAGAUCAAUGCAAUCAAAACAAGAUUAUUCAAGGAUAUGAUUUCUUUAUCUACUAUCGCCGAAACAACGUAA
Molecule: messenger RNA, 633 nt
Organism: Rotaria socialis
Lineage: Eukaryota; Metazoa; Rotifera; Eurotatoria; Philodinida; Philodinidae
Source: the annotation of a GenBank genome assembly